This is a messenger RNA of Eublepharis macularius, 1416 nucleotides long. RefSeq names its product E3 ubiquitin-protein ligase MARCHF5-like. The transcript is spliced from 6 exons. The record is from RefSeq and is a predicted model, not a curated record. Lineage: Eukaryota; Metazoa; Chordata; Lepidosauria; Squamata; Eublepharidae. Gene Ontology annotation, molecular function: zinc ion binding. The coding region runs from base 225 to 1121 and encodes 298 amino acids.
UUGUGCAAGUCAAGGGACCUUCCUGUAGCAAGUGUGUCGGCCUGGGCAAUCCGGCAGUGGGUUAUAAGGAGGCGUUCGCACGUUGCCAUGGAGCCGGCAGGGCGUCCUGCUGCGGCUGCCCUUUGCUAAUCGGGGUCUUUGGGUCUAGCUUCAAGGUCGAGUCUCGUGUAAAAGGGAUCCGAUCCGUAGUGGCAGCGGUGGUAGCAGCAACAGUAGCAGCUCCGAUGGCAGAGGCAGCCGCAGCCGGAGAAGCAUGGGAGAGGCACUGCUGGGUCUGCUUUGCCACUGAGCGCGAUGACCAGUCAGCCGAGUGGGUCUGCCCCUGCCGUUGCAAAGGCUCCACCAAAUGGAUCCACCAGGCCUGCCUCCAACGCUGGCUGGAUGAGAAGCAGAAAGGCAACAGCACAGGCAGAGUGAGCUGCCCACAGUGUGGCACAGAAUAUCACAUUGUCUUCCCCAAACUGGGACCCUUGGUAUAUUUCCUGCAGCAAGUCGACCGGGUUUUAUCCAAAGUGAGCCCCUUUGCUGCUGCUGGCAUUGUGGUGGGAACAUUAUACUGGUCAGCAGUUACCUAUGGGGCAGUUACUGUGAUGCAGGUUGUUGGCCAUAAAAAGGGCCUGGAUGUGAUGGAACGGGCAGACCCUCUUUUCUUGCUCAUGGGGCUUCCCACCAUCCCCGUCAUGCUGGUCCUGGGCAAGAUGAUCCGUUGGGAAGACUACGUGCUGCGGAUCUGGCGGAAGUACUCCAGCAAACUGCAGGUUCUGCAGACUUUGGUGCCAGGGGUCAGCCGUCCUGUUGUGCAUAUACCACUGGCUGAGUCCCGCUACCAGAAUGACCACCUGUCCAUCUCACGCACACUUUGUGGAGCUCUGGUCUUCCCUACCAUUGCGAAUCUAGUCGGCAGGGUCAUGUUCCGCAAAGUGAACUCCAGCCUACAGCGUACCAUUCUGGGUGGCAUUGCAUUUGUUGCCAUCAAGGGAGCCCUCAAAGUCUACUUUCGCCAGCAGCAAUAUCUGAUGCAAGCCAACCGGCGCAUCCUGAACUAUGUGGAGAAGGGGGAUGUGGAGAAGGGAUUGGCUCCGCUCAAUGAAGACAGCGGCAGUGAAGCAGGGCUCAGCUAGGGUGGGAACCAAACCAUCAGAGCUCCACUCCCAAACUGAAGCACUGACAUGCAACGUGGGUUUGGCUAGCUGCAUACAGAGCGGGAGGUUAGUUAUAGGCUGGACUGGAUGAAGGGUAUUGGUGAGGGCUUGCCUGAGAGCAACUCUCUGAUCUUUUUAACCUGGUGGCUUCUACGGAGUUGGGCAGAGCGACUCUGUUCUAUCUAGUUUCCCCUCCAUGUUCACUGUUAAUCUUAUGUGGAUUUCUCCCCAGACUCUUUAUAAGUUAUGAUUUAAAUAAAACAUAAGACUUAAG